AUGUACACAAGCGGAGAAGAUGUUUUGGACUUUCGACUGAAUUUUACAGUGACGAAGAAAAAACGCGCGGGAUUCCUGAAUAUGUCGACGUAUAAUCAAGAGACUGUGAUCCUUGACAAUGUAAGAGGACGGUUGGAGUCGGGGACAUUGACAGCUAUAUUGGGUGCAAGUGGCUGUGGCAAAACAACAUUACUUGCGGCACUUUCUCAAAGAUUACGAGGCGGCACAUUAUCAGGUCAAAUACGAUUCAAUGGAGAAGUCAUUGAUAGAACAAGGAUGACGAAAAUGUCGGGAUUUCUUCCACAAAGUGACGUAAUUCUCGAUGGUAUAACAGUUCGUGAACAUUUUUACUUUAUGAUUGAAUUUAAACUUCCAAACAUAACGAGGAUGGAAAAGCAGCAUCUUAUACAAAAAUCAUUAAGAAAAUUCAGCCUUAAUGGUGAUACAAAGCUGAUAAAUUUAUCCGGUGGCGAAAAGAGACGACUGAGUUUGGCAACCGAACUCCUUACAAAACCGCAAGUUCUCUUUAUUGAUGAAUGUACGAGUGGCUUAGACAGCUUCAGUGCCUUAUCCGUUAUACAUACGUUACGUGAUCUUGCAGGAUUCCACAAUGAAUUAAAAUUAUCAUCUCCAUCCACCUCGCGAAUCGUUUUGCUUUCAAUUCAUCAACCUACUUCCGAUAUUUUUCAUCUUUUUACCAACAUCAUUCUCAUGAAUGCCGGAAGAGUCGUCUUUCACGGAACUGCUGAUGAAGCUAAGACAUUAUUUGAUAGUAUGAAUAAAAUAUGUCCAACACGAUACAAUCCCGCAGAGUUUUAUGUCAAUACAAUCUCCGAUCCGAGACAAUGCUUAGAGAUUGUCAAUUAUGUGACAUCAAAGAAGAAAGAAAAGAUUUAUGAGGACUAUGAAGAAGAGUUUGAUGAGUUUUGCACGUCAUCGUCUUCCGAAAUGAGCUUAGAUAAUGAAAAGGAUGAAAGAUUGUCUUGGCUUUGUCAAUGCAAAGUCAUAGCUCAUCGAUCUAUUCUGAAUUUUGUCAGAUAUCCAAAUCAUUAUUUAAUUGAGUUGCUGAUAUUGUUUAUAUUUUCGUUGGUGAUAAUGAGUGUCUAUUCAAACAUCUCACUUGAUUCGGAAUCAUCAGUUCAGGAUAUUAAGGGAUUUUUAAUUAUCCUCGCAACAGAGAUUCUCUUCACAUUUGUUUAUGCUGUUUUUACAUUAGUUUACGUUGAGCUGCCACUGCUGAGAAAAGAGACUGGAAAUCGAUUAUACUCAUUGUCAGCAUAUUAUGUCACUAUCGUGCUUUUAAUGAUUCCUCGUAUCAUUACCGAGACAUUUAUGUAUGCGGCGAUUAUUUAUUUUGCAACAGAUAUCGGAAGUGACUUCAUGAUAUUCUUAAGCAUUGCAUUUUCAAUUAUGUUGGCUGGUCUUUGUUCAAUGGCUUAUGGAUUCUUCUUGUCGGGAAUCUUUUCAUCCUUUUUUGUUGGAAUUGAGCUGUCAGGAAUUGUCGAUUUGGUGCUUCUUCUAGUAUCCGGAAUGUAUACAAACGUUAAGUUUGUUCCAUUGCUUAAAUACAUAUCCUUCUUCUUCUACGCUAAUGAGACUGUAUCGAUAAUAUUCUGGUCACAAGUUGACAAGCUCAAGUGCCAUCCAAAUCCAGAGAUACAAUGCUUUGCAAAUGGAACAGAAGUGCUGGAGAGUAUGGGAUUUGGGACAACAGAAUUUGAUAUUUAUAAGGAUUAUUUGUAUCAAUUUAUUCUGACUGUAGUUUUACAUGUUUUUGCGUUUUUGGGUGUGAGGAGGAAUGUCAGGAGAAGUGGAUUUUAUUGA
This is a messenger RNA of Chironomus riparius, 1824 nucleotides long. NCBI's taxonomy places the organism in Eukaryota, Metazoa, Arthropoda, Insecta, Diptera, Chironomidae. The record is from the annotation of a GenBank genome assembly.